Letharia columbiana is the source of this 1323-nucleotide messenger RNA. RefSeq lists its product as uncharacterized. The transcript has 2 exons. Lineage: Eukaryota; Fungi; Ascomycota; Lecanoromycetes; Lecanorales; Parmeliaceae. Bases 1 to 1323 code for a protein of 440 amino acids. The record is from RefSeq and is a predicted model, not a curated record.
AUGGCGACGGCAGAACCGGCCCCAAGACCACAAGACAGGCAUUCUCGCCGGCGUCCCUUCUCGAGCUGGAUGAAGCGCCUUGCAAGCCUUAAGCACCCGUCUUCCGAUUCAACUCCAAGCGGAACAGGCAAACGAAAUCAGCCAUUAUCCUAUACCAAAAACAAGAAGGCCAAUGCGGUCAAGAACAACCCUUAUUCUAUCUCCGACAAACCAAACCUUGAUACCUCGAUACCCAACAGCGGCAAUGGUCAUCUUUCCUUCUACACUCCGCCAUCAGGAAGAAGCAUUAGCUAUGUUUCUCCCACGCACAGCAAAGUGUCUCUUCCAAUCUCACAUGACGGUCAACAGCCUCCAACAACCAGCAAUCAGUCUACUGCACCGACGUCGUCCACUAGUCCUGACACUGUCUCCGAUGCGGCACCAUCAAAAGCUGGGACUACAGCCACUGUAGGUGGAGCAGUGAGCUCUAAUGGCGUUGGUGGGGGCGAAGGCAGUACAUUUUCCUCGCCCGCACCGUCAGUCAGAUCAAUGACUACAACGUUGACCACAAUGCAAUCAACUGCACCUUCCAACCUUCUAGCUGGUCAAAACAAUCAAGGUGGCCAAACUGCCUUGGCCGUUCCUCAAUCAUCUUACGGUCACCAAAACUCUAACGCUCAAUUCUCUCAUCAAUUUCCAUCAUCUCCGCAACCGGCCUCUGCCAUUCCUCCCCAUCUUGUGAACCUUAGUGCUGGCGGGCACCCAGCGACGUAUAAUACUGCCACGGCAAAUAACGUCCUUACCGACAAUGCUUCAAUCAUGACCCUUGCUUCGUCUUCGAAGCGCCGACGCCGCAAUUCAGUCGAUACAAAUGCUUCUGUGCGCGCUCUGGCCCCAUCAUCAUUGUUUGGCGGCAGCAGAGAAUCACUACCACUCAGUGUUCUCAGCUCCAACGUCAAUGAUCAAUCAAGUAUCUCAGGUCAUCAUCAAAGUCGUCAAGUCAGUGUUGGACUUGCAAACGCUGAGAGGGCAAGCGUAUAUUCCUCUUCCGGCAUUGCACCGGCGUUGCCGAGCGAGCGGAACAGCUACUAUGCCGGAAAGCAGAACAAUCCUGGAGAUGGAGGUAGUGUCAGGAGCGGGCUUGUCAGCCAUGGGAGGAAUGAUAGCAUUACCAGGAGCAUCGGCGGACUUGCAAGUGUUGAUAGCCCACUUGCCAGUCCAAGAGAAGUGCCAUUGCAGGGCAGGAUUAGCAGGAGAAAUUCAGGUUGGGGAGAGGUCAACGAAGAAGACAUGGAUGCGGAUGAUAAUGACCGAAGCUUGACUGGAAAAAAGCUUGAAGAUUAG